This is a messenger RNA of Helobdella robusta, 1545 nucleotides long. RefSeq lists its product as hypothetical. The transcript has 3 exons. The coding region runs from base 1 to 1545 and encodes 514 amino acids. The record is from RefSeq and is a predicted model, not a curated record. Gene Ontology annotation, biological process: regulation of apoptotic process. Lineage: Eukaryota; Metazoa; Annelida; Clitellata; Rhynchobdellida; Glossiphoniidae.
AUGGUCAAAGUUAAGAUGAGAAACACUCAACAAAAUAAAUUUUCUACAGUUGAGGGUGUUGACUCAUUUUGCGAUGCCUGCUCUAAUCAAAGUUACAAAUGUAAGUUACAGACUAGAUACACAUAUUUGGAGAACAAUAUUGAUACAAAGAACGGUCUCCUGUCUCAGAUGUUUGAGAAGAGAGUUUUAACAUUGAAAGAGAAACAAAGCAUAGAAAGGCUCCAGUGCAAUCAAGACAGAAACAGAAGAUUGGUUGACAUUUUUCUGGAGUUCAAAACACACAUGCAUUACAUGUCAUUUCUGGAAUGCUUAGUGUCUACAAAUCAAUCUCACAUCACGAUGCAUCUUGAAAAUCUCAAGUCAUGCUCCUCUUAUAUCCCACAGGCAGAACCGUCAGAAGCAUCUAGAGCUGACUUGUUAGAGGUUGGUCAUAUUGCAAUUCCAAGAGAGAAGGCAGUCAUCGGCCUGUGUACAGUGAACAACAACAUUUACUUCAUCUGCCACAAGAAUCCUCGCAUUUUUGUUUUCAGUAUGAAAAGUCCGUUCAUGAGCCUAUCACAUCUCGAAAUAAAGUUGCCAGUAGAUGAGGACACAUUUCAUUUCUAUGACAUGAUCUCCAUGGACAAUGGGUACCUUAUCAUUUCAGACAAAGCCUUGCCAGGGUUCUGGAUGAUAAGAGUAGAGGACAAAUUAGUGAGUAAGUUAAAAUUAAAGGACGUCUUUCCAUACAGAAUGUUCGUCAGCCAUUUCGUCAAUCAUAACUCCAGACUUAAUGUGCAUGAUUUCAAUGAUUUGGAAGAAUCUGAUACCGAAAAUAAUGUUUGCAACUCCCUGAAUGAUGACCAGGGUGAUUGUGAGGCAAACUUAUUCAGAAGUUUUGAUGAUGCAAACAUUUACAGUGCUGACAUAUCUCUCGUUACUAAGGCAAACAAAGAAACAUUUUCUACUAACAGUAGUUUCAAAAUAUUAGUUACAGUAUUAAAAGAUAGACAAUACUUACUUCAUAUUUACUCAAAUCCAGUAAAUUUAGUUUUAGAAAAAGAGUUGAAACUUGAUAUAUCUCACAAUCAUACCAUCUCAAAUUUAGUUCAGAAAUCAGAUGAUGGCGAUCUGCUCAUUUGUGUGAGCAAGGUAGAUUUCAGGAAGUUCCAUUCAAGUGAGUGGUACCUAUCAAGAUACUCACCAACUGGCCAGCUACUGACAAACUACCAUUUCAAUUCAGACACGUGGGUUCCGAGAUAUAUUUCAUUGAAUCAUUCGCAAGACCCAUCAUUAGUCUAUGUUGUUAGUCGUUUCUCCAAUGAAAUUUAUACAAUUGAUUUAAAAGCUGCAGCUGGAAAUAGCAGGAAAAAACUGAAGUUGAAAAGAUUGAACUCUGAAAUUGAUCACCUGUAUUUGCCGAGCAGGAUUACAUUCACUCAAAAUUGUCUUGAUUAUCCACCUGGCCUGAAUAAUUUGAGCAACGAAUUGGAUUUGUUACUGGUUGGUCAGGGUGAGAUAGAUGACGACAAUCAUUCAGCCAUAUCCAUCAUGAAACUUGUCUGA